GCUUAAUGCCGCCGACAGCGCAUUUCUCUCUUCCCAGGCCGCGGUGUGAGAAGCUGCGAUAGAUUGGAGGAGGGAGAUUUCGCUCGCGAUUUUCUUCUCUGAAUCGAUCACUCUCUUCGCCGGAAUCAAUCUCUCUUUCUUGGCGAUUUCCGCCGAUCGACUCGAUUUCGUUCUUGCUCUCUUGACAUUCCAUGGACAGAGUGAAGCAAAUGGUGAGGCGAUGGCAGAAGUUUUCAUGCGCGGGGAGUUUCUCGAGCGCGCCGGCGAUGGAGUCAGAAUGGAGGAAAGGAGGCGGCGAGGGCGACGCGGCGGCGCUGCUGCCCGAGGGAGGAGCGCUCACAGUGUACGUUGGGAGGGAGAGGCGGAGGUAUGUUCUUGGCGACGAAUACGUGAAUCAUCCUCUCUUCAAGUCCCUCCUCGCCAGGAAAUCCGCGCGCGAGGCCCUGGAUCGCGGCUCGUCGCCGGGGAAUCCCCCGGAUUUCUCCUCCAGCGCCGCCGCGCUCGAGCAAGAGAUGUGCAUUCCCUGCGAGGUCGUGCUGUUUGAGCAUUUGCUGUGGAUUCUCAGCAGCGACGACGCCGCGGAGAUCAGGGACUCGGCGGAGGAGCUUGUGGAUUUCUACGCGUGGGCAUGAUCAUCGCCCCCUGGAAAGUCACUUCGGCCCAUUUGUUCUUGGCAAGGAGAAAGGAGAAUAUUCCUCCCGCAAAUCCACAUUCCUGGAAUAUGCUUGUAACAAAGCAUCUGUUGAAUAUUCUAUUGGAGUAUGAACAUUCGUGGAA
Selaginella moellendorffii is the source of this 777-nucleotide messenger RNA. RefSeq names its product auxin-responsive protein SAUR71. NCBI's taxonomy places the organism in Eukaryota, Viridiplantae, Streptophyta, Lycopodiopsida, Selaginellales, Selaginellaceae. The coding region runs from base 192 to 632 and encodes 146 amino acids. The record is from RefSeq and is a predicted model, not a curated record. Gene Ontology annotation, biological process: response to auxin. The transcript has a single exon.